UAAAUCUUUAAAUAACAAAGAGGUAUAUAUCUUGGUUUGUAGAAGCAAAUUUUAUCUUGUUUAUAUGAAGCAUAAUUUUUUUUUUUUUCAAUGAAAAAGUAAGCACUGGGUACGUUACAGCACAAAUGGACAUUUCAACACGCUUAAAACAAUUUGAUGCAUACCCUAAAACACUAGAAGAUUUUAGAGUAAAAACAUAUGGUGGAGCAUUAAUAACUGGAAUCAGCUCUAUUAUCAUGUUUGCUUUAUUUUUAUCUGAAUUUAAUUACUACCUUACAACUGAGGUUCAUCCUGAACUCUUUGUUGACACAACAAGGCAUCAAAAACUAAGAAUUAACAUAGAUGUCUAUUUUCCAAAUAUUGGUUGUGCGUAUUUAAGUAUUGAUGCAAUGGAUGUAUCUGGCGAACAACAGACUGAUUUAGAACACAAUAUCUUUAAAAAAAGAUAUGAUGAAAAAGGAAAUCCAAUUGAUACAGUCGAAAAAAAAGAAGAACUUGGCGAUAAAAGUGAAGAAGCUGUAAAGGUUUUAAAUUCAACAUUAGAUGAUAAACCAAAAUGUGAAAGUUGUUAUGGUGCCGAAACAACAGAUCACCCGUGCUGCAAUACUUGUGAAGAUGUAAGAGUAGCUUAUCGAAAAAAAGGCUGGGGAUUUCAUGAUCCUGAUUCUAUUGAACAGUGCAAAAGGGAACAUUGGAAAGAUACUUUUCAACAGCAAAGUAAUGAAGGUUGUCAAAUAUAUGGUUAUAUUGAAGUUAGCAAGGUUGCUGGCAACUUUCAUAUUGCUCCUGGUAAAAGUUUUCAACAGCAGCACAUUCAUGUGCAAACGAUUAGAUUUGGAAAAGAUGGAACCAUUUCUUUAAACAUGCAUGAUCUUCAGCCAUUUGGUGCCAAGCAGUUUAAUGUUAGUCACAACAUUCGGUCAUUAUCAUUUGGGGAACCAAUUCCAGGAGUUGAGAAUCCUUUAGAUGGAACAAAUGUCAGCGCUGAAGCUGGUUCGCUUAUGUAUCAAUACUUUGUUAAAAUUGUCCCCACGGUGUACAAGAAACUUUCUGGAGAGAAUGUUUGGAGUAAUCAGUAUUCUUAUACGAAACAUAAAAGACCAGUGCGACAACUUUCUGGGGAACAUGGUUUGCCAGGAAUGUUUGUACUGUAUGAUCUGUCACCGAUGCUUGUUCAAUACACUGAAAAGAGAAGAUCUUUCACUCAUUUUUUAACUGGCGUCUGUGCUAUUAUAGGUGGUGUUUUUACAGUUGCUGGUUUGAUUGACUCCUUGGUCUACCAUUCAGCACGCGCACUCAAGAAAAAAAUAGAAUUAGGAAAAACGACUUGAAUAUGUAUAACGAAAGACUAGUGUAAACUAACAAACAAUUUAGAAUUUUCUACAAACAAGUAUUUAUUACCAUAAAUCAACUCA
Hydra vulgaris (swiftwater hydra) is the source of this 1415-nucleotide messenger RNA. RefSeq names its product endoplasmic reticulum-Golgi intermediate compartment protein 3. Gene Ontology annotation, cellular component: endoplasmic reticulum; Golgi membrane; endoplasmic reticulum membrane. NCBI's taxonomy places the organism in Eukaryota, Metazoa, Cnidaria, Hydrozoa, Anthoathecata, Hydridae. Gene Ontology annotation, biological process: retrograde vesicle-mediated transport, Golgi to endoplasmic reticulum; endoplasmic reticulum to Golgi vesicle-mediated transport. The record is from RefSeq and is a predicted model, not a curated record.